AUGGCAGUGUUUAACGAGGUAUUCAUUCCGUUGCCCACGUCCUGGAUUGCGAUUUGCCGCGAGCAUUGCAGAGCAGUGACGGCCAAGUCAAUUAUAUCGCAUAUCAAUUCGCAGCACCGCCAUAUAACCGCCCAGGUCCACCGGCGUAUUGUGGAGGAGGCGUCGGCGUUGCGGGACGAUGGUUUGUUGGCCGCCGAUGUACGCGGCAUCCGGUUCCCCAACGAGGUAGUGCCGGCCAUCGAUGGAUUGCCCGUGUGGAGCGACGGCAAAAAAUGCGUGCAGUGCGCGCAUAUCCGGCGGAGAGACGCGACAAUUCGGCAGCCCCAGAGAUCG
Messenger RNA from Parathielavia appendiculata, 333 nucleotides. RefSeq lists its product as uncharacterized. The transcript has a single exon. The record is from RefSeq and is a predicted model, not a curated record. The annotation marks the transcript as partial. NCBI's taxonomy places the organism in Eukaryota, Fungi, Ascomycota, Sordariomycetes, Sordariales, Chaetomiaceae.